This is a messenger RNA of Dicrocoelium dendriticum, 3578 nucleotides long. Lineage: Eukaryota; Metazoa; Platyhelminthes; Trematoda; Plagiorchiida; Dicrocoeliidae. The record is from the annotation of a GenBank genome assembly.
GAUGUGCGCCGUUAGCGAACCAUUUGAAGAGGAAAAAUGUUUUAUCUUCAACGAAUUCCAGCACUUCGAUGAGGUACUUUCGUGCAUCAAGUCCAUCAGAAAUGCAACUAAAGACGUCGUCAGUGAGGAACGACUAUACGAGGAGCUUAAGCGUAAUUGGUAUCUUCAACCUGUACCAAGAACAACCUCAUUUGCUGGAUCCCUGUUUAGAACGGCUCAUUUCAGAAUGCCUAGUUAUUGUCCAUUCCUUCAAUGAUGACCCAAAUGCGUUCCACUUUGCUUUCCGUGUGCUGCAUUUGAUGGUCAAGACUCGAGGAUACAAGUCGAUUAUCCGCUUGAUGCCUCAUACAGUUGAAUAUAUCGAGCCGGUCUUGAGUUUGCUCGUUUCUCAGGAUAUCAAUGAUCCCAAGACAUGGGAAACUCGUUAUGUGCUUCUACUUUGGCUAUCUAUCCUGGCAUUGGUACCAUUUAAGUUGACAUCUCUGGAUUCAAACGAUCAAGAGCCCAUUACAGAACGCAUACUCGAUCAGUCUAAGCGGUAUUUGAGCCACGAUACGCGUAUUCAGGAACCAGCUUCAUUUUUGUUGGCCCGCCUCGUGACUCGACCUGACAUUGUGCAAACUCACCUUCAUCCAACUGUUUCAUGGUGCCUGGAACAACUUCUUUCGGCUGAUUAUAAAACUAGCCAUGGCCUACUCCUAGUGUGUGGGUUACUACGUGCAGUUGCGAACAUAUGUAAAAUCGGCCGUCGGAAUGAGGUUCUGCCGCUGGCACCCGUCAUCUUGCAUACCGUGUCGCAGAUCCCAUGCACCGCGAAUAAGGGAACUCUUCUCAGCCAUUUGGAGACGAAACUGCUGCAGCGCGUUGGUCUUUUGUUUUGCCCGCCUCGCUCCAUGAAAUGGCAGUAUCAACGGGGAUGUCGGUCUCUGGCUGAUAAUUUGGUAUCACAACUCAUGCACCAUUCGAGUUCCAAAUCUAUGCUGGCUUCCGAUUCAGGCUCUUCGGAUACAAUACGGAAGCAAGAUGAGGUCACUGAAUCCCUUGAUAUACCUCUUGCAGAGGAAGAGGAUGACCUUUACUUGGAGCAUGCAGAUAAAGUCGCAGAUGUGAUAGACCGUCUUCUGAAUGCGUUGCGAAACCAGUACACUGUGGUUCGAUGGUCUGCCGCUAAGGGACUUGGGCGCAUGUGCAGUCGCAUGGGAAGCUCAAUGCUGAACGAUGUCGUGUCCGCCCUCUUGGUCCUGUGCACUCGCGUGGAGCCCUUCUCCUCAUGGCACGGCGCUUGUUUGGCCCUCGCUGAAUUGGGGCGUCGUAGUCUACUUCUGCCGUCCAAGUUGCCUGAGGUUAUACCAGUCAUCAUGAGGGCCUUAUUUUACGACGAACGUUCCGGUGAUCACAGCUAUGGAUCCAAUGUGCGAGACGCUGCAUGCUAUCUUUGCUGGUCUUUUGCUCGCGCUUAUCGCGCUCAAGACUUCUCAGCAUAUGUCAACCAAGUGGCCACUGCCUUGUUACUAGUCAGUCUGUUUGAUCGUGAAGUCAAUGUAAGGAGGGCCGCAGCUGCGGCCUUUCAGGAGAAUGUCGGACGCCAGGGCCAAUUCCCUCAUGGCAUAGAUAUAAUCACAACCUGUGAUUAUUUUGCCUUGCGAAACAGAAAUAGCUGUUUUCUAGAUUUGAGCGUCUUCGUUGCUCAAUUCGCAGAGUACACGAUACCAAUGAUCGACCAUCUUUCCGACCAGCUGCUUGGCCAUUGGGAUGGCAGUAUGCGAUUGCUUGCCGCUCGAGCCUUGAACGCGCUUUAUCCGUUCGCCGACGAUUAUAUGAGGCAAACAGUUUUACCAAAGCUUAUUCACAAUUCCACCGAGGCCACAUUGUACAAGAAGCACGGGAAUAUCCUUGGAACUGCUGAACUGAUAUCCGCUAUGAAAGGUUCGGUGAUCGAUGCACAGUGUUUAUCUGGUGUCAAGAAGCUCGUGCCCACGUUAUCCGAUCGUAAUCAGUUCCGUGGCGUCAGUGGGGGUCUUCUCCGGAGGGCUGUUUGCCACUUGAUAGAAAAGUCCUCUUGGGCCAAAGUUCACAUACAUGAAGAUCCAACAGUAGAUUCGUGGCGGGCUUUCUUGGAUGACUGUAUGGACCAUAAGGAGCUGGAAGUACAGACUGCAGCAAGAGACGCAUACCCAGCUCUGCUGGCUGCCUAUCUAUACACGGACCAAGGUGUAUUGCGGGUCGAGUAUCGUGAUAUGAUUCUUCCACACAUGUUAUCCCAGCUGGACUCUGUCCUUGAGGCUCGCGUUGCUGGGUACUUACACGUGCUCGGACACGCACCCAGCGAUCUGUUUUCUGGCAACGUGGGUUAUGUGUUGGGAAAAAUUGCAGCCUGUUGCCGAAUCACCCCAAAGAGCCGCAGUUGGGGUGAGGCUAGGGCAAAUGGCUUGAGCGCGCUUGUGGGCGUCUGUGAACAACUGGGACGUGGACAUCCAGAACUGGAUUCCUCCAUAUUCGGCAUAAUCGGUCCGGUAUUGGUACACUCCUUGUCUGACUACACGGUGGACUCUCGGGGUGACAUUGGAUCACAAGUACGUGAAGCUGGUAUGAAGAAUUUGCAUCGACUGUUCAGUUUUAUGACAACCAGUGGCUACGAAGACCUCAUCCAGCCUCGUCUUGUGAAAGACGCGGUCGUCGGAAUCGCUCAGCAGGCGGUGGAGAAGAUUGACAGGACCCGCGGGAUCGCCGGUCAGUCGUUUGCUUCCAUAUUGCAUCACGACCCACCUAUUCCUCACGUCCCAAUGGAGGACACUCUAAAACGUGUGUUUUGCAAGGAGGAUUGCGAUCUGAUCGUUUGGCGUUCUGCCAGACAAACCUUUCCGAAAUUUAUUCAAUUGCUCGAUUUGCGCGACUUCCGUUUCCAUCUGAUUCUGGGUUUGGCGGUCAGCAUCGGUGGACUGACAGAAGACACUGUGUUAUCCAGUACGGAAGCGCUCACGAACUAUCUUAUCUCCCACGAAGCCGAUCAGCCGUUGUUGGAUGAUUUCAUGUCAGUUACAGAACAAGUUUUUUACGCAUUUUCCCACGACGACCGAGUUGUCAUACCCUUGUUCCGAUUCGUCGACUUCUUGUUGAACAAUCCGGUAAUUUGCUCAACUACAAGUCCAGAAAGCCCAAUUCUUCUUCAUCUAGCUGAGGGCAUUUGGACGGAGAGCAAAUCAACGAAAGAUGUCCAUCGCCUUAAAGCAGCCAUCGAUGUCUUCGGUGGAAUGCUUCAGUUUGAGGGUCCCAUUCGGAAACAGACCAUUCACUAUCUCUUCAUUCUGCUGGGUCACCGCUACCCCAUCGUUCGCAAAUCUUCCGCCACGAAAUUGUAUGAGUGUUUGUCAGUCUACGAAUUGGCAGAGCCCGAUGCCAUGGAAAAAGCUCUCAAUCUUCUGAUCGAAACUAUUUGGGAAUCCGAAUUGGACGUUGUGCGGCCUAUUAGAAAUGAACUAUGUGAAUUACUCAGGUGCCCCGUACCCACUCAGAUCCAGAGCAAAACUUCUGCAGAUAACACCUGCGUUAUGAAUGGGCUGGAAAGUGACACAGCGUAA